AUGCUGAAACAGAUACUGUCGAAGAUGUACAUAGAUCCAGAUCUGCUGGCAGAGCUCAGCGAAGAACAGAAACAGAUCCUGUUCUUCAAGAUGAGGGAGGAACAGAUCCGCCGAUGGAAAGAAAGAGAAGCAGCAAUGGAAAAAAAGGAGUCGAUGCCAGUGAAAUCCAGACCCAAGAAAGAGAAUAGCAAAUCUGUCCACUGGAAACUGGGAGCCGAUAAAGAAGUCUGGGUCUGGGUGAUGGGGGAACACCAUCUAGAUAAGCCCUAUGAUGUGCUCUGUGAUGAAAUUCUUGCUGAGCGAGCCCGGCUGACAGCAAAGCAGGACGCAGAAGAGCUCAGAAAAACUCAGUCCAAAGAAUUCACAAACAACUUGAAAACAGCAUCCCCUGGCAGUGAUUUGCAGACACCCAACUGGGAGACCAAGAACAUCAGUAAGAAAGCAGGAGAGGAGGAACCAGGGGAGGCCUCCAGACCAGCUCCCACCCUGGACAGAGAGGCAAUUAGAACACCCUCCAGUUCCUCAAGAAACAUUGAACAAAUGUUGGCAGAUUCUAUCAAUCGUAUGAAGGCAUCUGGAAUUCACCAGAAAAAAGAACCCAUGAAGAAAACACAAGAUGAAGAAAUAAAGCAAGAUGACGAGAAAACCAAGCAGAUUUAUAAGAACUGGAAGGAAGACUCGGAAUGGCAAGCUUCCUUGCGGAAAUCCAAAGCUGCAGACGAGAAGAGACGCUCCUUGGCUAAGCAAGCCCGAGAAGACUACAGGCGCUUAUCCCUAGUGGCCCAAAUGGGGAGAAGUGGUGAAGGGCGCCCAAGUAUUUCACAAAAACCAAAAAGACCCCCACUUCCACCCAAGCCUAUGUUCCUGAGCCUCCAAAUACCUUUAAGAAAUGCGAAUGUGAGGACAUCUUCCGGCUCCGCCCAGGAGAUCAUCCGCUGGUUUAAAGAGGAGCAGCUACCCCUGCGAGCCGGCUACCAGAAAACCUCAGACACCAUAGCUCCCUGGUUCCACGGAAUUCUCACACAGAAGAGAGCAGAUGAACUUCUGAGCACCUGUGCACCGGGCAGUUUUCUGAUCUGUGUCAGUGAAAGGAUUAAAGGCUACGUCUUGUCUUAUCUUUCUGUGGAUGGCUGUAAACAUUUCCUCAUUGACGCUUCCACCAACUCGUACAGCUUCCUGGGCAUGGACCAGCUGCAGCAUAGCACCCUGGCGGACUUGGUAGAAUAUCACAAGGAGGAGCCCAUCACGUCUCUGGGGAAGGAGGUCCUUCUGUACCCCUGUGGACAGCAGGACCAGCUGCCCGACUACCUGGAGCUCUUUGAGUGA
Condylura cristata (star-nosed mole) is the source of this 1326-nucleotide messenger RNA. It is a transcript of the gene SH2D4A, whose product is annotated as SH2 domain containing 4A. Gene Ontology annotation, molecular function: phosphatase binding. NCBI's taxonomy places the organism in Eukaryota, Metazoa, Chordata, Mammalia, Eulipotyphla, Talpidae. Bases 1 to 1326 code for a protein of 441 amino acids. Gene Ontology annotation, cellular component: cytoplasm. The record is from RefSeq and is a predicted model, not a curated record. The transcript has 10 exons.